AUGGGCAGCAUUGAUCAAGUUCCCAGUGACCUGCUUGGUCUCAAUGGCACCACCGAUCUCCAAGGGAUACGAGAGCGUCUCCCAGAGCUCUUUGACGAAAAUAUUACUGCAAAAAUAUUGAGAACAGCAGUCAAGCAUCUUGAAGGAAACAACCCUCCUACAAAGUACCCCGAGAUCGUACCCCAGGACGGUCCCAACUAUGGUCACUACCAAGUGCGAAACAUCGACUUUUGGACCUGCGGCUUUUUCCCUGGCUGCAUUUAUUCGCUUUUGGAGAGAUUCAUCAAGUACCCUGAGAGUAUAAAGUCAAGCACCAGCAAUGGCAAGAAUCUCUUCGCUGUGCGACGUCGGCUUGAAGCUCUAGGCCGUACCUGGUCGGACCCGAUCCACGGAGAAUCCCGUCUCACCAACACACACGAUAUGGGAUUCAUCAUGUUACCACAUAUGCGACCCAGAUGGGAACUCUAUCACGAUGAAAAAGCUCUUGAAAGUAUUAUUACAUCCGCAAGAAAUUUGGCUACUCGGUUCAGCCCAGCAGUGGGAGCCAUUCGUUCUUGGGAUGAAGAUAUUUGGUUGCUGGUGACCUCUGGUAGAGGGAAACUGGGUGAUUACAUUGUAAUCAUUGACUCUAUGUGCAAUCUUGACCUUCUAUUCUACGCAGCCGCGCAAACAGGCGAUGUCUAUUUGGCACAGAUUGCAGAGACCCAUGCUCGGACCCUUCUGAAGUCUCACAUCCGGCCCGAGCCCAACUUGGCGCGCAACGGCUAUGGUGGGAUGCUCUACAGCAGCGGUCAUGUUGCCAACUUCUCUUGGUCAACUGGCGAGGUCCUGGAGAGACUCACGGCGCAAGGUCAUAGCCCAACCUCGACGUGGUCGCGUGGUCAGGCCUGGGCUAUCCUUGGUUAUGCUCAGACUUACAUGUGGACCAAGAAGAGUGAAUUUCUUCAUGUAGCUUGCGGGUUGGCCGAAUUCUUUCUCCUCAAAAUGGAGACAGCCCCAGACUGUGUUGAGAUUGACAUUCAGGGGCCGAACGGGAGUCUGAAAAAGGUCGGGCGAUAUGUUCCGAUGUGGGACUUUUCAGCACCAUUAGAAGAGUUCUCUCCACCACUAAGGGACACUUCGGCUGGGGUAUGCGCGGCGAAUGGUUUUCUUGUUCUGUCACAGGCAUUGGCAAUAGAGAAUAGGUCUUUGAGCGCAAGGUAUCUCGAAGCUGCUAUCGCAAUUGUUGAGGACACUCUGGCAUACUCUCUUUCGCAGGAAAAGGCCGAACUUGCAACCCACGGCGAUGAGUUGAUUGGGGUCGAUUCAGUAGAUGGCAGGACUUUUGAGUCGAUUCUGCGGAAUGCCACAGUCUCAAAUAAUCCGGCCGGGAUGGUACAGAUUAGGGAUCAUGGGUUGGUAUAUGCUGACUACUAUUUGAUUGAGUUUGGGACGCGACUUCUUAGAAUGGGGCUAUUGUAG
Messenger RNA from Fusarium keratoplasticum, 1461 nucleotides. RefSeq lists its product as uncharacterized. The coding region runs from base 1 to 1461 and encodes 486 amino acids. The record is from RefSeq and is a predicted model, not a curated record. The transcript is spliced from 2 exons. Gene Ontology annotation, molecular function: chondroitin hydrolase activity. Gene Ontology annotation, biological process: polysaccharide catabolic process. NCBI's taxonomy places the organism in Eukaryota, Fungi, Ascomycota, Sordariomycetes, Hypocreales, Nectriaceae.